GAUUGAGCACUCGCGAUCUCCACGCUGAUUGGUCGGCGCGCUACAUGUGCUAGCUUUUGUUCACGCGACUCGCGAGGUCUGUUCUCUCUUCAGCCUCGAAGAUAGCGAUUCCUUCGAUAAGUUGUAACGAGCAGAUCAUCGGCGAAUCGUCAAUGGGAAAUUGUAGCGAUCGGAACGAAUCGCACUUGCGAAACUCGCGGUUUCGCCGGUAGACCUCGCGGACAUAACGUGACGACACACUUGCGGAAACAGGUGGGAACAGGUCGAGAAACCCGAUCGAGCGUGUAGAUCGAUGGCGGUCGCAGGUGCAGCAAUCGCGGUGCAUCUCCUCCCACCAAAUGACCGACCACCCGCGUAUUGGUCGCAGUCCCUUUAAAAUUUGAAUCACUGUCGGUUACGAGGCUGAACGUUGCAACGACAUGCGCGUGAGCGGCGCGAGUGCGCGCCUGUGUUUUAGCUGCGCGUGAGGCGUAAUUGCGACGGCGGUGGACGCGCGAGCAACCUGUUGAUCGUCGGCUCGAGAGAGGUGGCGCGUGACCAAAUCGCUCGUUUCCAUUUCGACACAACUCGAGGAUCCCCUGCGAAGAUUGCGUGAACGCAACGAUGUCCGAGUCGAGUGGCGACAACGCGAAGUACAAGUGGACGCCUGAGAGCACCACGCUCCUUGUUUCGGUAUGGUCCGACCGACAGGUACAGAAGCAAUUGGAGUACGCCUCCAGACCACUGAUAAUCUGGGAGAACGUGGCGCGCUACAUGAUGAAAAAGGGCUACAACGUCACAGGCAAGCAAUGCCGUUCACGCAUGAAGCAAGUCCUAGUGUGUUACCGGGAGGCAAAACGUGCCGGCACCAAUGCUGGCAUCGAACAAUAUUAUGAGACCGUUGACCGUGUGCUAAGACACAAACGUUUGGAACAUGUCAAUAUCAAUGGCAUAGAUACAGUAGACGCAACUGCAAAUUACAUAAAGUCACCUGCGAAGGAUUUGAAAACCAACAAGAAUCUGCAGAUGAGACUGAAAGUGCAGGAGCCUGUGCAAUCUCUCUUUCGAACGGAGGCUCUAUCUCCCACAUGGGUGACAGGACGUGAGAAUGAAUAUCCAGAUUCACCCGAAUCGAAUGAGACCAUAAUAGCCAAACCGUACAGAGUUCUCUCGCCUACGAGGGACGUUGCCAUAAAUACCAAUGAGCACAUGAUCCAAUUUGACAAUCGGGCGAUACAAACGAAUCCAGUGAUGAUGGAGAAGCCGAUACGGGAGAAUUAUCACAAGGAUAUACUGGCGUCCUAUCCAUAUGGAGAGAUUCCUUAUCAAAACACGGUGCAGAACGUGCAAAAUCAGAUCAUUCAAGAGAACAUGCAGCAAUAUCAGAGCACUCAGCAACAGAAUCAGAUGGCAUGGAAUCAGCUGCCGCAGCAACAGAACGUGCCAACGAGCAACCGAUUUGGCUACCAGCGAAACGUGCACGUUUUGAAUCAGCAACUUUUGCCGAAUGGGGUGACGCAAGUCAGAAACGUCGUGCAAAACCCUAACAUGGCGGAUAUUGUGCGUCAGCAGAAUCAGCUGCAGCAGAGUGCACCGUACGCGGACAAUCGGGCGAUGCCGCAAGAGCCGCGUAAAAUAGCUUUUGGGCAAAAUACGAUAAUGACGUACAAGCAGUACGGCGAUACCGUCGUGCCUCGUCUCUCUUGCGUGACGGACAAGCAGAGCGGUUCAUUAUCGCCGGACUACUCGCCGGACGUGUCGCAGAACUUGAACAAUGCCUUCUGUCAACCGAAGAGCGGCGAGAUGAAAACGCAUAGUUUAAAUGAGACUUUCAGCCAGCCGGCCAAUCUGAAUAACGCUAUGCCAAUGUCCAAUCCAGAUACGACCGUCCUGACGAACAAUGCUACCUGUAAUGAUGAUAGCAUGUUACUGGAAUUCUUGCUGGACUCGCCUACUCCAUCAGAAAACGGCGGAAAGUUGAGGGACAACGCUGUGAACACCGACACCGAGACACCGAGCGCACCGUUCAGGAAGAAGAAGGCGCAGAAAUUGGAGCAGCUGAUGCUAAACGCGAUCAAUUCUCAGAAUGAAGUUGUUAACAAGAUUCUGGCUGCGCAGAGCGACAUGGUGACGCGGUUUCUCGACGUAGACAGAGAUCGGCAAAACAGACUCGAGAACAGGCUGGAUCAUUUAUUGAACGUCGUCCAUGCUUCAGUACUCAACAAAAAUGAGUCCUCGCCACCGCCGCCGCCGAUGCCGGAGCCUACGAUCACCUGCUUGCUUCCGCCGCCAAAGCCCGGAAUGGUUCCACCCAAGUUGGAUUUGGUCCCGCCGAAGCCUUGCCGUGUCCCCUGUACAAUGCCAAACUCCAACGUCGAGUUGAUCAAUCAGAAUCCUGUCUUGACCAGGCCCGGAAUCGUCUCGCCGAUUAUCGCGAGUCCGGUGGGCAGGAAACUAGGCACGAUAUGGUCGAAAUUGGGCCCGGUGUCUACGUCGCCGUUUGUGAAGGCUCAGCAACGGCUCGGUUUCCAGCCUGUCUUUAACAACGACGCGCGUACGCAGUCCUCGGCAGAACGGCGCAUUGCCAAGGAAGUAGGCGAGAUUCAUAUGAAUACGCGAAGCUUGAUCUACGAAACGGUUAAAUUACUGGAGAUGGAACGCGCGAUCGAGGAGAGGGUAGAGAACGCGCGAUUGGAAACGAGCAUCGGUCAGGUGCUGGCCGCGCGCAACAGACUAUUUACUCAGAGGGAGCCUACCCCCAUCAUGAUACUUACCGCGGCUUUUCUGGAUGCGGAAUGCGGCGCCUGCGAAAAGGAUCCGCCGUAUUACGGUACCUGGGACUCGCGGAAACGGGCGCUCAAGUGCGCGCAACAGGAUAAGCUCUUGACGGGACAGGGCGAGAGCUACGAGCGUAUGCGCCACUUGAACGCGGCGGUACAGCGCGGCUAUCUGGGCUGCGAACCGUGCGAUACGUCGACUCCUGCGAAAUUCCCGCUGAACAAUCUCGGCGGUAACGUCGACGAAGCUGCCGGAGUUCCGAAGCAGACCAUUCAACAACUGGCGCGGCUCGUAAUGAACAGCGCGAGAUGGCGAGAGUCCGCUUCACACAACCAGCAGCACAACGUGAUUCGUCCCGCGGCCGUGGCGACUCAGCCUGCGAAUCAAGAUGUCGAGGUUCAGUUUAACGCGACUUACACCGCUCCAAAAGCGAAUGCUCCUCCCGAGAAACCACAGAGACUCAUGGCAGAGCAGAAACGAGGCUGUGACGUGGCAGCGUCUGAUGGCAAGCCGUUGGAGAACAAUCCGCAAGGAGCCAAGUUCCCGAUGGGCUUUACUACCACCAUGUUGACCGUUGAUCAGAAAGGUGUCACCUUACCGAGACAGGCGAGCGGCAGAGUAGCCAGAUCGCUAGGAUUCGUCGAAGAUAAUCCACUGAUCGACCGCAAGAACAAUGUUCGCUUCAUGGACGACGCGCUGGCCGAAUUACAGCGAAUGUAUAUCGAGCGUCAAACUGCCGCGGUGGCCGGCAACGACGGCGUCAUAAGCGCACAGAGUCGCAAUAUGAUAGAGCGCUAUGUGAGCGAACUGACGAAGAAGCCAGCCAGGGACAAAGACACGGAUUCGGACAACGACGACGAGUACCUUGACACCACUGCUAGCGUACAUCCUCCGGUGCGCAAAGGUUCGUUGACGUCGAACGGCACAGCGUCGACGGAGACUGCUCACUCGGUAAAAUCUGGUAAAGGUGGAAUUAAUAAUUGUAGGAUAAGCUAGACGGAGAGGAAAAGAAGAGGCGAGAUCUCUCUCUUUCCCUCUCGCAUAUAUAUGUAUUUUUUAUAUUUCUAUCUUUAACUUGCGCGAUAUAUCAUGUCUUCCUAAUAACUGCUCAACUGCACCGAGUUCCUCGUUACUUGUUAUUUCAUGAGAAGCAUAUUGUGUCUUUCGAUCAAUGAUAUAGUCGGAUUAACGAAGCGAAGAAUAAUCACUGUACUGUAGCUUAUUAUAGAGAUUAGUUUGAGUAAUAGCGAUAGUAAUACAAUAUUUAGUUGGGAAUAAGAUGGUUUGUAUUGGUCUUUAAGUACUCGCGUGCAAUUGCAUCGGCAGACGUGCAUCGAUGAUUCCAAUUAUUCUUUCCUCAUGCAGACUUAAUAUUACGUUUCUUUAGCAAAACAAAGAAAUAAAAGAUUUGUUAAGGUUCCAUCGAUACAAUGCGAAUAUUUCAGGAUCAGUAUAAAUCUUGUUGAUAUGGCAUCUAUUGUACUAAUUUGUUAUAUUAAUAAUAUCGCGGUCUAGUGAUUAUAUCGUUAUCAUAUAGAUAUUCAUGGAGUAACAUUCCAUAAAAACGUAUUAAGAGUAUUAAUGUGAAUCGAGCAUACAGUGCAAUGGUAUCUGUUGAGACUUCUUUAUCUCAGUUGUUUUUCUUGUUCAGAUCUUAUUAUACGAUGUUUAUCAAAUUCAUGCUAUAUAUAUAGUUUAUGUAGCCAUGGCGCGUAUAUACUACGCGUAAUAUAAUUAUGUGCAAAUUUAUUGAUUAAAUAUUUCUAGGUAUCGCGCAAGAUUAGGCAGAGGAAAUUUACUAUCCUCGUAUUUUGGAAUCCUUAUGGGAACAAUCUCACAUUUUUAUACCAUGACCAACGAAUCUAUAUACACAAUUUCGUUAUAUUUCAUGACAUGUAAAUUGUAAGAUUAGAUAGCGAGGAACGCUUAUUGGCUUUGUUUCUAAAUGUGCCAAACUAGCAAUGUGCAAAUCAAGUUUUAUUUGUAGACCAGUGCCUUAUUCGUUUUGGUAAUAAAGGAAGUAAUCUAUA
Ooceraea biroi (clonal raider ant) is the source of this 4787-nucleotide messenger RNA. RefSeq lists its product as uncharacterized. Lineage: Eukaryota; Metazoa; Arthropoda; Insecta; Hymenoptera; Formicidae. The record is from RefSeq and is a predicted model, not a curated record.